UGGACUCAUUCAAUCAUCACGCAGUUCACACAAUGGAACAAAAGCAGAAGCUCUUAUUCGUGACAGGCAACAAGAACAAACUCGAGGAGAUGCAAUCCCUGCUUGGAGAGCACUUUCAGCUCGAGUCGAUCAGCGUUGACUUACCUGAGCUUCAGGGAUCCAGCUACGAGAUUGCCAGAGAAAAAUGCAAGAAGGCCGCUGAAAUUACUAAGGGCCCUGUUUACGUUGAAGACACCGGACUUGGAUUCGAUGCCCUCAAAGGCCUUCCCGGCCCUUACAUUAAGUGGUUCUUGGAGAGCAUUGGCCUCGAGGGACUGGUGAAGAUGCUGGAGGGGUACACUGACAAAUCUGCAAUGGCAUACUGUACCAUUGCCUAUACCACUGGCCCUGGGUCCGAACCCAUCCUGUUUGAAGGAAGCGUGAAGGGCUCAAUUGUGGAUCCUGUUGGACCAAGGAAGUUUGGGUGGGACCCCAUUUUCAAGCCCGAUGGUCAAGAUGGUACCUACGCCUCGAUGGACUCGGCAGUCAAGAAUGCCAUGUCACACAGAUGCGUUGCUGUCGCCAAGUUGCGCCAGUACCUUGAGAGGGAGCUGGAACUCCGCAAGUCGCUUGCCGUUAUGGAAUAAACACGAGGCGACACCCAUUAACAUCCCAUUAGGAAUUGUAAAUAAUCCACUUUAUCAAGCAUCUCAAAUAUGUUUUCUGUGGUCAAGGCAACAAUCGCUUAGUUGACGAUGUGAAAGUGGCAGCCCAAAUCCCAGAACAUGUAUGCAGUAGUGCUCAAUUGAUGAACUAUCGCGUCGUAUGACUUUUUUUUUUGUUUUUUUUUGUUUUUUUUUGUCGGAUAUAAGGAUGUCUAGAUGAUCAAUUGCUUUCACC
Messenger RNA from Gamsiella multidivaricata, 879 nucleotides. RefSeq names its product inosine triphosphate pyrophosphatase. Gene Ontology annotation, biological process: nucleoside triphosphate catabolic process. The coding region runs from base 33 to 626 and encodes 197 amino acids. Gene Ontology annotation, molecular function: nucleoside triphosphate diphosphatase activity. The transcript has 7 exons. Gene Ontology annotation, cellular component: cytoplasm. Lineage: Eukaryota; Fungi; Mortierellomycota; Mortierellomycetes; Mortierellales; Mortierellaceae. The record is from RefSeq and is a predicted model, not a curated record.